UUCCCUUUGUUCUCAAAUCCAUUGGCUUCUUCACAUAUCUAACAGGGAAGCAAGCAGAUCUUGGUACCAACUACAUCACACUCAUCUUCGUACAUCUCCUACAAUUACUUAGUGGGACAAACGUCUUCCAAGCCAGGACCUACUGAGAAUGUCUGAUCAAAUAGCAAAAGGUCAGGAGUUUGAGAAGAAAGCUGAGAAGAAACUCACUGGCUGGGGCUUCUUUGGGUCCAAGUAUGAAGAUGCUGGUGAUCUGUAUGAAAAAGCUGCCAAUUGUUACAAGCUGGCCAAAUCUUGGGACCAAGCUGGAUCUGUAUAUGUCAAGCUGGCUGAGUGCCAUCUGAAAAUGGAUAGCAAACAUGAAGCUGCUAAUGCUUAUGCCGAUGCAGCUCAUUCAUACAAGAAAACAAACACCAAGGAGUGCAUAGCUCAUCUAGAGCAAGCACUAAAUAUAUUCAUGGAAAUUGGGAGGCUCAGUAUGGCUGCCAGAUAUUGCAAGGAAAUUGCUGAGUUAUAUGAACAGGAGCAAAAUUUGGAGCAGGCUAUAGUUUACUAUGAUAAAGCAGCCGAUCUUUUCCAAGGUGAAGAAGUAACCACUUCUGCAAACCAGUGCAAGCAGAAAAUCGCACAGUUUUCAGCUCAAUUGGAACAAUAUCAGAAAGCUAUAGAGAUUUAUGAAGCGAUAGCACGACAGUCUCUCAACAAUAACUUGCUAAAAUAUGGAGUUAGAGGAUAUCUACUGAAUGCUGGCAUUUGCCAACUCUGUAAAGGUGAUGUUGUUGCAAUCACAAAUGCAUUGGAGCGUUAUCAGGAAUUGGAUCCGACAUUUUCAGGAACACGUGAAUACAAAUUGCUAUCGGAUUUAGCUGCUGCAGUGGAUGAUGAAGAUGUUGCAAAGUUCACUGAUGCUGUGAAGGAAUUUGACAGCAUGACUAAGCUGGACGAGUGGAAGACGAGCCUUUUGUUGAGAGUGAAAUUGUUGCUGAAGGCGAAGGAGAACGAGGAUGAUGAUGAUCUUACUUGAACCAACAUAUAUGCUUGAUUGUGGGUUUUUGUUUAGGGUGAGUGAUGCUAAUGUAUGUAAUGUAAUUCCAUUUGAGGAAUUAAAUAUGUGCAUUUUGGUGGUUUUGUAGAGGAUGGCCAUAUACUGCAUUGUCCAACAUUUGGAUCUGUUUCAUGUGUGCAUUCAAAACCUUUAGUUUUUCCUUAAUAACAUGAAGCCUUGCCACUCCUAA
Messenger RNA from Cynara cardunculus var. scolymus (artichoke), 1232 nucleotides. Its product is annotated as alpha-soluble NSF attachment protein-like. Lineage: Eukaryota; Viridiplantae; Streptophyta; Magnoliopsida; Asterales; Asteraceae. Gene Ontology annotation, molecular function: soluble NSF attachment protein activity; syntaxin binding. The transcript has 10 exons. The record is from RefSeq and is a predicted model, not a curated record. Gene Ontology annotation, biological process: SNARE complex disassembly; intracellular protein transport. Gene Ontology annotation, cellular component: SNARE complex; vacuolar membrane. Bases 149 to 1021 code for a protein of 290 amino acids.